Molecule: messenger RNA, 1311 nt
Organism: Ipomoea nil (Japanese morning glory)
Lineage: Eukaryota; Viridiplantae; Streptophyta; Magnoliopsida; Solanales; Convolvulaceae
Product: wall-associated receptor kinase 5-like
Exons: 2
Coding region: 1-1311 (436 amino acids)
Biological process (GO): cell surface receptor signaling pathway; protein phosphorylation
Cellular component (GO): plasma membrane
Molecular function (GO): protein serine/threonine kinase activity; ATP binding
Source: RefSeq, a predicted model, not a curated record
AUGACAAAAAGGUUGGUUUUCCUUGGAUUCGUAAUCAGUGCAGAAGGAGUUCAUGUAGAUGAUGAGAAAGUCCAAGUGAUACGAGACUGGCCUAGACCUCGGUCAGUAAGUGAAGUUAGAAGUUUCCUCGGUCUAGCUUCAUUCUACAGAAGGUUUAUACAAAAUUACAGUACUAUUGCUGCUCCUAUUUCUGAUUGCCUUCGCAAGGGUGGUUUUCGUUGGGGGGAGAAAGCUGAGCAGAGUUUCACUGAACUCAAGAAAAAACUCACCACAGCACCUGUCCUGGCUCUCCCGGAUUUUUCAAAACCUUUUGAAUUGGAGUGUGAUGCCAGUGGACUUGGUAUUGGGGCAAGCCAGAAGCAUCUCAACAAAAUGCAUGCUCGUUGGGCGGCUUAUCUUGAGCAAUUUACCUUCCUUCUCAAGCAUAAAUCAAGAGCAACCAACCGCGUAGCUGAUGCACUUAGCCGACGCAGAUCCUUACUCGUGGUAAUGCACGGUGAAAUUAUCGGGUUUGAAGUUCCAUUGCUAGUUUAUGAGUUCAUAAAUAAUGGAACGUUGUUAGAGCAUAUCCACAACAAAGACAAAACAUCGGCUCUACCUUGGUCAACUCGUUUAAGAAUAGCUACUGAAACAGCUGAGGUACUCUCUUAUUUGCACUCUGCGGCCUCUCCUUCCAUCAUCCACAGAGAUGUUAAAUAUGUGAAUAUUCUUCUCGAUAACGAUUAUAUUGCCAAGGUAUCUGAUUUCGGUGCGUCGAGAUUAGUCCCUCAAGAUCAAACUCAACUGACAACAAUGGUGCAAGGAACAUUUGGUUAUCUAGAUCCCGAGUACAUGCAAAUCCAUCAUUUGACAGAAAAGAGCGAUGUUUACAGCUUUGGAGUUGUCCUCAUGGAAUUGCUAACGAGUAAGAGGGCGAUAUCCUUUGACGGCCCAGAAUUAGAGAGAAAUAUCUCUCAACAUUUUCUUUCAUUGUUGAAAGGAAAUCAGUUGUUCAAGAUUCUUGAUGGCAACAUUUUAUGCGAAGGAAACACUACUAAGGAGUUGCAAGAGGUUGCCUUACUUGCAAAAAGGUGUUUGAAUUUCAAGGGGGAGGAUAGGCCGACGAUGAAGGAAGUAGCAAUGGAACUAAGUGGAUUGAGGAGAGCAGUAAAACAUCCCUGGGCUAAUAAUUCAUCGACUUCCAUGGAAUCACAGGCUUUAGUUAUGGAGUCAUCAAUUCCCUUGGGAUAUGAUCUUAAUUUUAGUGUAUCAACAACUGGAUAUGAUAGCAUAAAAGAUGAUAUGGAGUUUCCACUAGCUGCUGGAAGAUAA